AUUUCAAACUCCCACCUCAUUUCUUCAGUGGAUUCGUUGAAAGAGAAGGCUAUUGCGUCUUUAAAAGCUUAUGAAACUGAAGUAGCAUGUGAGCAGUGCUUACAGGCCUGCGAAUUGGCAAUGAGGGAAUAUGUGAAAAAGUUAGAAAAUUCAUCGAAAAUAGAAAUAAUACCAGAAAACAUUGGUAAUCCUUGGAAGUAUAGGACCUAUACGAGACUCUGCCGUUUGCUUACGAAGAAAUUGAACACGGAAUCUGCGAGAGAUUUAUCCUGUGGUUGGAAUCAGGCUACCGAGCUCAACUCUCAUGGUUAUAGUCAUUAUAAUCGUCCUAUCGAGGAAGUGGAGCCUUAUUUUCCCAUUGUUCUUAGGUUCUUGGAAAUUUUCAAAAACGAAGUUCAAGUUAACAAGGAAAUGGCAGAAUAUCUACAAGGAAACUUGUUCAAGCUGAAUCACGAUCAACCCGGAGAAGAAAUUAAGAAAAUUCAAUAG
Auanema sp. JU1783 is the source of this 489-nucleotide messenger RNA. The record is from the annotation of a GenBank genome assembly. NCBI's taxonomy places the organism in Eukaryota, Metazoa, Nematoda, Chromadorea, Rhabditida, Rhabditidae.